Molecule: messenger RNA, 2157 nt
Organism: Hemibagrus wyckioides
Lineage: Eukaryota; Metazoa; Chordata; Actinopteri; Siluriformes; Bagridae
Product: transcription factor 20
Exons: 6
Coding region: 229-1740 (503 amino acids)
Biological process (GO): regulation of transcription by RNA polymerase II
Cellular component (GO): nucleus
Source: RefSeq, a predicted model, not a curated record
GUUAGCGAAAGCGUUAGAGUCUCACAGUGUUCAGCUAAUUUGUUUAAAUAAUGUAAAUAUAUAUAUAUAUAUACUGUAUAUACAUCAUUUAUAUUAAUUCAUAUAAUUCAGUUUUAUUGUAUGAUUUUACACAGAAAUAUUUUUUUAUUCACUCUUUUGUGCCUUUAGUGGUUGUCGCCCUCUGGGGUAAUGUUCCUGAAAUCGGUGAAUUGAGCAGAUUUCUCCGUUAUGGAUCCUCUGAGGGGUCUGAACUCCGUGCAGCUUCAGGAUCCUCUUUCCAAACCUCUGGAUCUCACCAAGCAGAUCUCAGAGGCUCUGGAUCUGGUGAAGAAGAAGCCGAGUCGGAGCGGCCGGUUCUUGGGGAGCCGCGGUCUCCGUUCUCCUCGAUCGGAGUUCAGUUAUGAGUCCGCGUCUGUGCCUCUAAACUCCACUCUACGAAACGGACUCGCCCACGACCCUGUGACAACGUUUAUGAGCGCUACGGAGAACAUCCAGACUGAUGGAGUGACUGGAAAAGUAACUAAGUGCCGCAGGGCGGGAGAGAAAAGAGAAAGGAACGCCGCAGGGUUUCAGGACGCUCCUUCAUCACAUUCCAGUUUCCAGAUCCCGUUUCCUAAUGUCGAAACCCUAUCAUCAGAGUGUUCCAGACACGGACGAGUGGAAUGCAUUUCCAGUGACGACAGCGUGAUCGAGGUUCCUGUGAGCAACGGUGCCUUGCUGAUGCACAGAGUUACGGAAAACCUGAAACAAGAAAAAGAAAGGAUGGAAGAUUCUUCUCCCAUCAUGACAGAGUCGGACGUGCUUCAGGACAGCGACUCGCUUGAAUCCAGAAAUGUACUGUCUACCUCAGAAGCAGAAAAUGCAGACUUUAAACCGACACAGAACGGAUCGGGAUCGUCGUCACCAUCGUCAUCGCUGAGCCAGAAGAGGGCGCCAGAGACUAAGAAAAAUAGAAACCAACAGAGGGCUUCAGCAGGCAAGAAAGCAACAGCGAGUGUGGCGAAGAGGAGGAAGAAGAAGAAGCGCUCGGGAAUAUCCUCGUCACCGUCUGCGUUUCCAUCCCACGGACCCGAGAUCAAGCUGAAGUUUGCGAGCUGUAAGGAGGAGAAGCGAGAAGGCAGAGGGAGCGCUUUCGCACCGUACGUCCGCGUGGAGUUCUCCGCCUGCACUGUCGUCAACUUCGAGGAAGAAGGCAACGUCCAGGUGAAGACGCAGCGGCAGGUGGCGGCGUCCCCCGGGGUCGUUCCCACCACCUCGUGUUUACAGCUGGGACGCCUCGGGUCCGAGAGCAGGCGUCAGACUGGCGAACUCUGCUGCCUGUGUGGCUGCACAGCCAACAUCGCAGGAUUAGGAGACCUUCACGGACCAUACCAUCCCAAAGAGGCGUCCACGGAUCUCCUGACAAACGGACACGAGGACAGCGGUGCAAAGAGGACGCGGCUGUCGGACGAGCGCUGGGUUCAUGAGGACUGCAGUAUCUGGUCAGCGGGAGUUUUCCUGGUUAAAGGAAGGCUGUACGGUCUGGACGAGGCGGUCAGGCUCGCACAGGAAACCGUGUGCUCGUGUUGCCUCACACGUGGUGCCACGCUGGGAUGCUUCUUCAAAGGCUGCCCCAAUAAAUACCACUUCCCCUGCGCGCUCCAGGCUGGAUGUGUGUUCAACGAGGAAAACUUUACUCUGAGAUGUCCAAAGCACAAGAAUAAACCCGGACUGGCCGUGAGCAGACUGCAGAACAGGUGACCCCGUAAAGGUGAACUCCAGCGUGAUGAUCGUGAUUGAGAGAGAGAGAGAAUUACAUCAGGGUUAUUUUUUUUCUCUACAUAAAAUGUAGAAGUGUUUACAUUUUCCUCACACGCAGAGGAACAUCUCUGAAACCGAACUGCCUUCAACUUCUCCUUCAUCUUCUCCUCCACCUCCAUCUUCUCCUUCUUUCAUUUCUCCUUUAUCUUCUCCUACACCUUCUCCUUCUCAUUCAUCUUCUGUUCCACCUCCACCUUCUCCUUCACCUCCACCUUCAUUUUUCUCCUUCAUCUUUUACUUCUCCUUCCCACUCAUCACCUGCACCUUCUCUCCCACCUUUAUCUUCUCCUCCACCUUUACUUAAUUCUUCAUCUUCUCUUUCAUUUUCUCCUCUGCCUUCUCCUUCUCCUCCACCUU